Melospiza georgiana is the source of this 2589-nucleotide messenger RNA. RefSeq names its product endothelin receptor type B-like. The transcript has 8 exons. NCBI's taxonomy places the organism in Eukaryota, Metazoa, Chordata, Aves, Passeriformes, Passerellidae. Bases 1 to 1596 code for a protein of 531 amino acids. Gene Ontology annotation, biological process: G protein-coupled receptor signaling pathway; vasoconstriction; regulation of blood pressure. The record is from RefSeq and is a predicted model, not a curated record. Gene Ontology annotation, molecular function: endothelin receptor activity. Gene Ontology annotation, cellular component: membrane.
AUGGCUCCGGAUGGCGCUGCCCGGAUUGCUGCCAUCGCCGUGCCCGGAUCGCUGCCAUCGCCAUGCCCGGAUCGCUGCCAUUGCCGUGCCCGGGGCGCUGCCAUCGCCGUGCCCGGAUCGCUGCCAUCGCCGUGCCCGGGGCGCUGCCAUCGCCAUGCCCGGAUCGCUGCCAUCGCCGUGCCCGGAUCGCUGCCAUCGCCGUGCCCGGGGCGCUGCCAUCGCCGUGCCCGGAUCGCUGCCAUCGCCGUGCCCGGAUCGCUCCCGCUGCCGUGCCCGCUCUCCUCGCUCAGCACAUCAGGGCCCAUCCCCUUCCCUGCCGCCCUGGCCAUUGUGCUGGGCUGCCUGCUCUCGGGGGCGCACAGCCAGACCCCCGGAGCCCUCCCGGAGAGCGCGGUGCCCCUGGGGGAGCUGGGCCGGGAGCAGCCCCAGGGCCUGGUGCGUGUUGGGCUGCCGGGGGCCGUGCCCAACGCGUCGGGCGCCGCCGGGAGCCGUCCCUCGGAGGCGCCGCUGCUGCCCGUGUGCGCCCGGCCCGCCGACAUCCGCCACGCCUUCAAGUACAUCAACACCAUCGUGUCCUGCACCAUCUUCGUCGUGGGCAUCGUCGGCAACUCCACGCUGCUGCGCAUCAUCUACAAGAACAAGUGCAUGAGGAACGGCCCCAACGUGCUCAUCGCCAGCCUGGCCCUGGGCGACCUGCUCUACAUCCUCAUCGCGCUGCCCAUCAACGUCUACAAGCUCCUGGCCAAGGACUGGCCCUUCGGCGUGCAGGUCUGCAAGCUGGUGCCCUUCAUCCAGAAAGCCUCUGUGGGCAUCACAGUGCUCAGCCUCUGUGCCCUCAGCAUCGACAGGUACCGAGCCGUGGCGUCCUGGAGCCGGAUCCAGGGCAUUGGGAUCCCCAUGUGGAAGGCUGUGGAGGUGCUGCUCAUCUGGGCAGUGGCCAUCGUGCUGGCCGUGCCCGAGGCCAUCGCCUUCGACAUGGUGGAGCUGAGCUACUGGGAGCAGCACCUGUGGGUGUGCAUGCUGGCCUCGGAGCAGAAAUCCCGCUUCAUGAGGUUCUAUCGGGAUGUGAAGGACUGGUGGCUUUUUGGCUUCUAUUUCUGCCUGCCCUUGGUGUGCACGGGCAUCUUCUACACCCUCAUGUCCUGUGAGAUGCUGAGCAAGAGGAACGGGAUGAGGAUCGCUCUGAAUGACCACAUGAAACGGCGCCGGGAGGUGGCCAAGACCGUGUUCUGCCUGGUGGUGAUCUUUGCUCUCUGCUGGCUGCCCCUGCACCUCAGCCGCAUCCUCAAGAAAACCAUCUACGACCAGACGGACCCCAACCGCUGCGAGCUGCUCAGCUUCCUCCUGGUGAUGGAUUAUUUUGGGAUCAACAUGGCCUCCCUCAACUCCUGCAUCAACCCUGUGGCUCUGUACUUUGUCAGCCGGAAAUUCAAGAACUGCUUCCAGUCCUGCCUGUGCUGCUGGUGCCAGAGGCCGGCCCUGAGCAUCACCCCCACGGAUGAGAAGGGCUCUGUUGGCAAGUGGAAAGCCACGGGGCAGGAGCUGGGGCUGGACAGGAGCAGCUCCCGCCUGAGCAACAAGUACAGCUCCUCCUAAAGCCGGGUCACUGUCCAGGACAAGGCACAGGGACAGCAGGACUCCUCCGAUCCUCCCCCGGGCUCUCCCUGGCUGGGCCUGGAUCUGCUUUGCCGUUGUGUCCUCACCCAGCUGGAAGGAGCUGGAGCACUCCCCAGGACCUGCUCCAAGCCCUGACCCCAGAGGUCCUCUCAGGAGAGGGAAGGGCAUUCACAUCCUCACAGGAUUUUUCAUUUCCUCACAGGAAAGCCAAGGCACUUCUGGCCAUUGCCUCGGGGUGGAACGUGGGGUUGGGGGAUGCGUGUGGGAGGGGAAGGAACACUGGGGUGGUCACCCUGUGGGGUGAGGAGGAGAGGGAGAGUGACAAUUCCCAGCUGUAAAAGCCAAGCAAAGCCUGGAUAAAUCCCUGUGAGGCACAGAGAUGCCCUUGUGGUCAUGUGGAGGUGGGAAAGGCAGUGGAGAAGGUCCAGUCUCAGCUGGAAGAGCCACUAGAGCAAAGUAAAAUAUGGGAAAGGGCCCUCUCGAAUUGAUUAUUGGCAAUAAUUCAUCCCCCAGGUGAUGUGCCAGCAAUUCUCAAGGCCAGGUUGGACAGGGCUUGGAGCACCCUGGGAUAGGGGAAGGAGUCCCUGCCCAUGGCAGGGGUGGGAGGAGAGGGAGUGGAGGUCCCUCCCAACACAAACCAGUCUGUGACUGCAAUCCACGUGAUUCCACGUGACUGAGAAUCCAUGUGAUCCCAUUCUAACGUUGUUGCCAAAACUUCCAGAAAAACUACAUCAAAAAGUUGUAUUUAUCAGGCUUUUGAUGAUUGUUUGCUGGUUUUCCCACAUCUCUCUUUUCCCUCUCUCUCUUUUCCUUCUUUCCCCCUUCUACCUUGUCAUAGAAAAAAAAUGGAGAGAGGAAAAGGGGAGAAGAGACAAGACCUGCAAUUAAAACAUUCUCCAGGUGUUGGGGUGGGCUUUUAGCUUAACUUUCACUCAAAUGUAAAUGUUUUACAAAUAAAUCAUAAAAGUCAAA